Molecule: messenger RNA, 1520 nt
Organism: Aspergillus japonicus CBS 114.51
Lineage: Eukaryota; Fungi; Ascomycota; Eurotiomycetes; Eurotiales; Aspergillaceae
Exons: 2
Coding region: 459-1436 (325 amino acids)
Source: RefSeq, a predicted model, not a curated record
UGUCUAUCGCCACGCUAACUUAUCGUCUGCGGUACCACCGGAAGAGCGACGUCGUUGUCUUUGUCGGGUCCCUCCCAGCUUGUUAAAUUAGGGGAAAUAGCAGGAAAAAAGUCCCUGCUGGCUGGUUUGUUGGCGCAGCAGAUCCCCUACAGACUGGUUUACUUACCACUUUCCUCUUCCUCUUCCUCUUUUUCUCGCUCUUCACUCCUCUCUACUCUAUUAUACUGGGGUUUCUUCGUAUUCGCUUUUUCUCUUGCUCAAGACCAAACUUGAUCAACUUCCUUUGAAACCUAAAAAACGGCCGCAAGCUCUCUUUUUGUCGGCUGGAACACGCCCGCAACAAAGACAUCGGCCGGUCGCUUCGAGUGUCUAUCGGCUUCGCCGCGCGCCAGCCUUCACCACCUUGGUCGCAAAACUCGCCGCCGUCCUUUGUUCGCGGCCCUUGAUGUCCCGUACUCAUGCGCCUCUUUAGCAAGUUCCACGCCGUCUGCGCCUUGGCGAUAUGCAGCAUCCUGCUUUCUGCCUCGUUCCUCGCCUCGCAGCACUAUUAUCGUCGGGUCGUUGCCGAUGAGCCAUCGGUCAAGCUUCGCCCGGCAGCAUCGUUUGACCGCCGUCUAGUUGUCUUUGGGGAUUCUUGGAGCGACGACAAUGCCGCUGAGAUCCAAGGGUCCGUUUGGACCGAAUGGCUGUGCUCCUCGUUUUCAUGUCACCAUGAGAACCUGGCCGAGACCGCCAAGUCUUACAGUGGAAAUUACUUUGGCUCGGUCGUGGAUAACUCACAGCUAUCGGGCUCUUUACUCAACCUAUACAAGUCUCCCCUGGCCGACCUGAAAGCCCAGGUCAGCAAUUGGUUGGCAGCCGAGACAGAAGUCAUGCAGGCGAUGAACGCAGAAGCGAUCGGCACCCGUCAAAAUCGGACCAUUGUCAUCCUUUCCUUUGGCGUGUGGGACCUGUGGAAUGUUGUGGGCAAGACGUACAAAGAAGCGACCCAAUCGAUCGACAAUACGCUGGACGUGAUCAUGGAUCAGCUCAAUCUGCUGGCGGAGCUCUGGGGCCACAACGAUUUGAAACUUAUCCUGACCUUGGCCCCGGAUGUGACCUUCUUGCCUGCAUUCCGGGUCCAGGCCGAACAACACCAGGCGAAACAGAAAGACGCGAUCAGCAUGUCCGACUAUUGGAACCAACACCUGCGACAAAGAGCGGAUGGCUGGGGCAAUGGCACGAUCUAUUUGUUCGAUACGAAUGCUUUCCUGGCCGACCAGAUCCGCGACUGGCAGCUCUUCGUUGCUGGGAUCGAGGAGACCAAUGGAUUGGGCAAGAACGAAGACCCCGGCUGGGAAAACGUAGAAGACGCAUGCGUCCAGAGCAGCCAGCAAUGGAUGGUGACAUCAGAGACGAAGAAGUGUGACCGUCCGGAGAAGUUUUUGUUUUGGUAAGAACAAGGCAUUAUGCUUGGCGCUCAUGACUCGACUGGAAAGGCUGACCUCUCUCCCUUCAGGAACGAGAUGCAUUUGGGACCG